AUGACCGACAACUCCCAGCUCACGAGCUGGUUUGAGAAUACCCAUGGCGAGGUUCCCCUCCCUCUCACCGGCCCCUCAGUCACCCUCUCUCCGCUCCCUGCGCCGCAUCCCCCAACCAUCUUCCUUUUCGGCGGCAAGAUUGUGCCGAUUCGGAAACUGACGUCGGAGAUGUGGGCCCUCGACCUGACGACACGGACGUGGUCGCGCGUGAACGCCGGACAGGGCCCGGGACCCCGGUAUUUCCACUCGAUGGACGUUUGGGAGGACAAGCUCGUUUGCUUCGGAGGCAUGAGCGACGCGGACUCGCUCUGUGUGCACAACGAUGUGUGGUUCUUCGACUGCCGCGCACGAAGAUGGCUUCCGCAGCCGGGGCCCGAGUCGCCGAUCGGGCUGGGCAUGGAUGGCUCGGAAACAUUCCAGCUGCCAAACCCAGAGUUCAUCCCACAAGCGCGCUACGCGCACCUUAGUGCCGUGUCGCGGGGUCAGCUGAUCGUCUGCGGCGGCCAGCGCUCUGAUAACUCGUGGAUCUACGAGAUCAACACAUUCGACCUGAAGCGACAGGCCUGGGUUUCGAAAACGGAGCAGCCCGAGUCGCACGGCAUGCACUCGAAGGGAGCGUACCGCUCGGUUGCUGUGAGCUCGACGUUGCGCGUCGUUGUGCCUGUCCCGGAAGCGCAGCUCAUGACGGGAUCGCCAGCGCUGCCGUACACGGUCGAAGAGGACGGCGGCGGCGGCGACAUCUGGUGCUACUCGAACUACGACUUUGCCAAGGUUCGCCGAGAGCUCGAGGUCGUCUCGCCUCUGGACGGUGCCGAGGCCCCCGAGAUCGAGUCGGACAAGUUCGAGGCGCCGCCUGAUUUCACAAUCCACGACAUGUCGGUCAAGAUGACAGGGAGCUCGCAGCCGCCCGGAUUGCGCUUCCCCGCCGGCGGCAUUGUUGGUCACCACUUCAUCCUGUGUGGUCUCUACCUCGCGUCGACCUCCGCUGCGUUCUCCAUCUGGACGCUCGACCUGCACACGCUGCAGUGGAAGCACCUCGAGCCGCCAGUUCUGUCCAGCGGAAGCUGGAACCGUGCGGUCAUCUGCCCUGAGACUGCGAAGCUGAUCGUGUUUGGUAACGCCAACCAUGAUCUCGCUGCCGACUACGGCAAGCGUGCGGUCAAUUUCGACCAGUACGCGAUCAUCGAGCUCGAGGCGUAUGGAAUCUACCAGCCGCCGCGGCGCGUUCUCUCUGACCAGACGCAGGGCAUCGGCCUCAGCAUGCUUGACGAGAAGCUCGUGUCCGACUUCGAGCUUAUUGCCGAGGACGGGCGCAAGGUGCGGUGCUCGCGCAAGGUGCUCGCAGAGCGGUGGCCGUGGUUCGCCGAGCAGCAGAGUGCGAUCAUGACCAAGGCCGCCGAGGCGGUGCAGGACACGGCGCUCGACAUUAACGAGGCGCUGCUUGGCUCGCUGUCGCCUGCACGCGUCACACCGACAUCACUGCACUUGCCUGAGCCGCUGCCGGUGUGCGUGGCGCUGAUCCAGUACUUCUACACGCUGUCGCUGUCAACGCCGCUGCAGACACGGUCGCCUGUUUUGACUGCGCUUCUGUUCCUGUCGAAGCAGUACAAGAUUGAGCGUCUGAACAAGCUCGUCACGCAUGCGCUGCACAUGCGACUUCGUCCCUCGAGUUCCGUCGGCGUGUAUGAGGUCGCGACGCUCGCGGGCGAGUACAACCUGCAGGCGCGCGCUCUGCAGAUGAUCCACCAGGCGAAGAGCGCGAGCUCCUCGCGACAGAACAACCGCCGACGCCCUGGAUCUGUAAUGAGCAACGAGGGCGCGGGCGGCAGCCAUCAGUCGCACACCAACACGCCGCCUGCCGGUCACGGGUCUCUCCCCGACUCAGGGCGUGGCGGGCAUGACGACAGCACGCAACACAACGGCAACGCUGGCAACCAACUGCAGAACCUCAAGCUCGGCGCGAGCAGUAUCGACGUGACAACGAGGCGGUUGCGCAGUGGAUCUUUCACGGCGCCCUACGACCAGAUGAAGGCUGCGGUCACGUCCUCGCCCACGAGGGCCCCGCAGCGCGCGCGCCCGGUCACGACGCAGUUUGACGCGGAGGAGCUCGCCGACGACCUGCUCAAUGCCCUGGACAUCUCCAACGCGCCCGCAGUCGAGAUGGAGCCGUGGUUGAAGCGCCGGCGCCCCGCCUCAAUCAUGUCGGUUAGCACAACGCGCACGAAUGUGUCAUCUGCCUCUUCGCGGCCGCCGAUGCUGCCUCCGCCGGAGAAGCCCCUCCCGGGACGACCGGCGCAUGCCCCGCCGCACCUCUCUCUGCCGUCUACGCCCCGUGCGUCUAGCCCGACAAACUCGGAAGCCACAUCGGCAUACCCCGCUACGCCCUGCGACAGUGUCCGCGACAGCCUCUCGUCGAUGGGCAGUGACGACCGGCGGCACUCGAUCUGCGGUUCGCUGAUCAGCAACUCCAAGUCGACAACUCUCCCCGCUCUGCCCGAGGAUGGGCUCCAGUUCCGCCCGUCGUGCGAGGAGGAGGAGGAGGAGGAAGAGGACGAGGUACUCGUUACGUCGAACGAGGCCGAGCCGACCCUUGCAUCGCAGGUUGUGUCCUACACGCUGAACACGAAGUUGGCCCGCUCCAGCUCCAUGUCGUCGUUGAAGGAGCCCGUCGUGCGUUUGUACGAGAAGCGCGCCGCGACAGAGGUCACCCCUGAGGCUCGCUCGGGUGGCAUCCAACGCAGCCCUCCCCUCGGAUCUGGUUCGUUCGGCGGCUCCCUCGGUCCGGCCAUCGGCGCCCGCGUCGCCUCCCUCAGCUCUGGCAACAAUGAGCGCGCGCGGACAUGGACCCGCCGCGAGAGCAGCCAGUUCAUGGCGUCUGUCGGUCGAUCGGAGGCUGAGGACGAGGAGGCCGAGAAGCUGGCCAAGUUCCAGGCCCUCAUGAUCGAGCAGCAGCGUCGUGUCGGCGUCGACUCGAUGGAGAGCAUUAAGAAUGCGCGCAAGGCGUUUGGACGCGCUGGAGCGGACAGGAGGAGCAAGUUCAAUCUCUUCGGGAAGAAGACCAGCCAGGCUAUCAUGUCUUAG
Molecule: messenger RNA, 3081 nt
Organism: Trichosporon asahii var. asahii CBS 2479
Lineage: Eukaryota; Fungi; Basidiomycota; Tremellomycetes; Trichosporonales; Trichosporonaceae
Product: sporulation-related protein
Exons: 2
Coding region: 1-3081 (1026 amino acids)
Biological process (GO): cell redox homeostasis
Cellular component (GO): cytosol; mitochondrion
Molecular function (GO): protein binding
Source: RefSeq, a predicted model, not a curated record